Molecule: messenger RNA, 2424 nt
Organism: Ruditapes philippinarum (Manila clam)
Lineage: Eukaryota; Metazoa; Mollusca; Bivalvia; Venerida; Veneridae
Exons: 3
Coding region: 433-2211 (592 amino acids)
Source: RefSeq, a predicted model, not a curated record
AAAACGAAAAAUUAACAUCGCGAUGGAAAAUCGGUAAAAGGUGAAUUCGGAAAAAAACCUUUUGGCGCUUUGUCGUGUUGUCGCUAGCGACAGGACGACAAGGCGAAAGUCCGACAACGCGCCGUUUUGCGCUUCGUCGUGUUGUCGCUAGCGCAAAAGCGUAACAAAUCAGCCAUCAUACAUAUCAGCCAUAUUUUACCUUGAGUUAGCUGGAUUGGAGCACGUUUGUUUUGGCUAACAGGUGUGAAAAGGUGGUCACGUGAAUGUAUAUGUGUAAUCUUUCAAAAUAUGAGAUAACGGCGUUCAUUUCAUCACGGACCUUAAUUGUCAAUUUCAUGUCUGGAGUUGUUUUUUUUGCUUGUCCAUAUACGGAGGUGCAGAUUUAAACAUUGUUAAUGCGCAGUUUUACUAAGCACGGAAAUAAAAGGGGAGAUGUCGUAUUUCAAGAUUCAAACUAUUGCCAAUAGCUGGGCGGAGUGCCGCUUGUCUACAGUGACCUCAUUGCGACGAUGUGCCGAUAAGCUCGAGUCAUCCCAUAGAACAAAUGCAGAAACAGAACACUCGAUUGCUAAAGUGUCGUUAACAGGAGACGUCGUCGGACUAUUUGGCGUUAUACUUGCUCCUUUUUCCGGUGGAUUGUCACUUGGGCUUUGUGGAGUGUCAGCAGUGACAGGAAUUGGAACAUAUCUAAGUAAAAGGGAAGCAAACCAAAAUGACGAUAAUGUUACAAGGCAGGUGGAAGCAGAGGUUAAACAAGUGUUAGAUGAAGAUGAAAAGGCAACAACGACAUUGAGAAAACUGUGUGAAAGCUUCACAUUCUUGGAGGAGCAACUUGAGAUAAAAAUGGUUGGUGACAUUCUGGUAGCUAUCCAGGAAACAUCGUGUACUAACCUGGAGAUCACUGUCGGAGAUAUACAGAAAAAUGAUUGUGCAGUCCAAAUACAAAAUGGUAACAAUUUGAAUACCCCUGUGCUAAAUGUAACAACACAACUGGCAAAUUUGAAUGCAUCCUUAACAAGCGCAAACGAGGUUAUACAAUAUAUUGAGACAACUAAGGAAGUUGUAACCAAAACGAAGACUAUCAAACAGGUGCUCUCAACUGCCAAUUCUAUCAACAAACUCUCGAAAGCUGCACGUUCUCUUGAUGUUGCUGAAUUAAUGAACACAUCUGGACAGAUAGCGUCUGCUGCAAAAACUGUAACGAAGGCUGCCAAAACUGGAAAGGCCAUUACGACUGCCACAAAAGGGGCGGACACAACAAUUAAAACAGUGAAGAACAUCAAAAAAGCAUCGGAUACUAUGAAGACGAUAACAAAAGUUGCAAAAAAUGCCUCCGGACAGGUAGCGUCUGCUACCAAAACUAUUACGAAGGCUGCUAAAACUGGAGGGACAAUAACGACUGCCACAAAAGGAGCGGACACAACAAUUAAAACAGUGAAGAAUAUCAAACAGGCUUCAGACACUGUGAAGACGGUAACACACGUUGCAAAAGAUGCUACCGGGCAGAUAGCAUCCGCUGCACAAACUGUAACGAAGGCUGCUAAAACUGGAAGGGCCAUUUCGACUGCCACAAAAGGGGCGGAUACAACAAUUAAAACAGUGAAGAACAUCAAAAAAGCAUCGGAUACUAUGAAGACGAUAACAAAAGUUGCAAAAAAUGCCUCCGGACAGGUAGCGUCUGCUACCAAAACUAUUACGAAGGCUGCUAAAACUGGAGGGACAAUAACGACUGCCACAAAAGGAGCGGACGCAACAAUUAAAACAGUGAAGAAUAUAAAACAGGCAUCUAACACUGUGAAAACGGUCACCAAAGUUGCAAAAGAUGUAGACAAAGUCGUACAUACUUCUCGAUUGACCACGAGCGCAACUAAAGUUACAAAGGUGACACAGACCGCCACAAAGGCUGCUUCAAUUAGUAAAUUAGGACUUAUUAUAAAUGCAGUGGUAAUUCCCCUUGAUUUAUACAACUUGGUCGUUGCAGCUGAAAACCUUGGAAAGUCUCAUGAAGAUGUGAAGUUCAUACGAGAUGAAGCAGACAGGCUUGAACACCAGAUUGAAAAUAUUGAAAACGAAAUUAAAGUGCACGUUGAAACCUACAUGCAGCUUCAUGUUCAGCUUUGUGAGAUCUAUGAGAACUACCAUUAUGAAAACAUAUACGAGUAUCUUGAAGUGAUGCAUGAAUCUUUAGAAUUUCCUCUUCCAACACGUUAAUGAUGAGAUAUUGACACAUACAAGUAAAUUAUGCAAAGUUCCGCCAAGUGAUGUACAUAAACAUGCUUACACUACAUUUCAAGAUCAGUCCGUUUUGGAUCUACCAUGCCUCAACAAUUUGCACUGUAAACUUUCAUAUACUAGUUACUUAUUGUUGUCACUGAAUUUAUCAAUGUUCUUAAGUAAAUAAACAAGAUUCUUGUGUUAUUGGAA